AUGUCCUUUGCCAUUGAAACUAUUGCCACUAAACCUUACCAGGAUCAAAAGCCUGGUACUUCAGGUCUUCGUAAGAAGACUGCAAUUUUUAUGAAUGAACCACAUUAUACUGAAAAUUUUAUUCAAGCUAUGCUUGAUGCAAUUCCAGAAGGUAGCAAAGAUGCUACUUUAGUUGUUGGUGGUGACGGUCGUUUUUACAACGAUGUUGUAUUAAAUAAAAUUGCUGCAAUUGGUGCUGCUAAUGGUUUAAAAAAAUUAAUUAUUGGUCAAAAUGGUUUAUUAUCAACUCCUGCCGCAUCUCAUGUAAUUAGAUCUUAUAAAGAACCUGUCACUGGUGGUAUUAUUUUAACUGCCUCUCAUAAUCCAGGUGGUCCAACUAAUGAUAUGGGUAUUAAAUAUAACUUAGCUAAUGGUGGUCCAGCCCCUGAAUCUGUUACUAAUGCAAUUUGGGAAGUCUCUAAAAAAUUAACUAGUUAUAAAAUUAUUUCAAAUUUACCAACUUUAGAUUUAGCUAAAAUUGGUGAUAAUCAAAAAUAUGGUCCUUUAUUAGUUGAUAUUAUUGAUACAACAGAUGCUUAUGUUAAAUUCUUAAAAGAAAUUUUUGAUUUCCCAUUAAUUAAAAAAUUUAUUCAUGAACAACGUGAACAAAAUAAUUUUAAAUUACUAUUCGAUUCAUUAAAUGGUAUUACAGGUCCUUAUGGUCAUGCUAUCUUCGUUAAUGAAUUUGAUUUACCAGCUGAUGAAGUUUUACAAAAUUGGCAUCCACAACCAGAUUUUGGUGGAUUACACCCAGAUCCAAAUUUAACUUAUGCUAAAACUUUAGUCGAUAGAGUUGAUCGUGAAAAGAUUCAAUUCGGUGCAGCUUCUGAUGGUGAUGGUGACAGAAAUAUGAUUUAUGGUGCUGGUCCAGCUUUUGUUUCACCAGGUGAUUCUGUUGCAAUUAUUGCUGAAUAUGCCGCAGAAAUUCCAUAUUUUGCUAAACAAGGUAUUUAUGGUCUUGCUCGUUCUUUCCCAACUUCUGCUGCUAUUGAUAGAGUUGCUAAAGCUCAUGGUUUAGAAUGUUACGAAGUUCCAACAGGUUGGAAAUUCUUCUGUGCUUUAUUUGACGCAAAGAAACUUUCCAUUUGUGGUGAAGAAUCCUUUGGUACUGGUUCAAACCAUAUUAGAGAAAAAGAUGGUCUUUGGGCUAUUGUUGCUUGGUUAAAUGUCUUAGCAAUUUAUAAUAAACAUCAUCCAGAAAAAUUAGCUUCAAUUAAAACUAUUCAAAAUGAAUUUUGGGAGAAAUAUGGUAGAACAUUUUUCACUCGUUAUGAUUAUGAAGGUGUUAGCUCAGAAGAUGCUUCUAAAGUUGUUAAUUUAUUAAAUGAUUUUGUUGAAGAUAAAAAAUCAGUUGGUUCUGCUUUCCCAGGUUUACCAGGUGUUACUGUUUCUGAAGCAGGUGAUUUCUCUUACACUGAUUUAGAUGGUUCAGUAUCAGAUCAUCAAGGUUUAUUCUUUAAAUUAUCUAACGGUGCCAGAGUCGUUGUAAGACUUUCGGGGACAGGUUCUUCCGGUGCUACCAUCAGACUAUAUAUUGAACAAUAUUCUGAUGAUAAAUCCACUUAUCAACAAGAUGCACAAGUUUUCUUACAAAGUGUUAUUAAGCCAGUUGUACAAUUCUUAAAAUUCAAAGAAUUAAUUGGAACUGAAGAACCAACUGUCCGUACAUAA
Molecule: messenger RNA, 1710 nt
Organism: Maudiozyma saulgeensis
Lineage: Eukaryota; Fungi; Ascomycota; Saccharomycetes; Saccharomycetales; Saccharomycetaceae
Source: the annotation of a GenBank genome assembly